This is a messenger RNA of Closterium sp. Naga37s-1, 11226 nucleotides long. The record is from the annotation of a GenBank genome assembly. NCBI's taxonomy places the organism in Eukaryota, Viridiplantae, Streptophyta, Zygnematophyceae, Desmidiales, Closteriaceae.
AUGGGGCGCAAGCGAUUCGGGCGCAAGGGAAUCGAGCGCAAGCGAAUCGGGCGCAAGAGAAUCGGGCGGAAGAGAAUCGGACGCAAGGGAGUCGGGCGCAAGGGAAUCGGGCGCAAGCGAAUCGGGCGCAAGGGAAUCGGGCGCAAGCGAAUCGGGCGCAAGCGUAUCGGGCGCAAGCGAAUCGGGCGCAAGGGAAUCGGGCGCAAGCGAAUCGGGCGCAAGCGAGUCGGGCGCAAGAGAGUCGAGCGCGCAAGCGAAUCGGGCGCAAGGGAAUCGGGCGCAAGCGAAUCGGGCGCAAGCGAAUCGGGCGCAAGGGAGUCGGGCGCAAGGGAGUCGGGCGCAAGGGAAUCGGGCGCAAGGGAGUCUGGCGCAAGGGAAUCGGGCGCAAGCGAAUCGGGCGCAAGCAAAUCGGGCGCAAGCGAAUCGGGCGCAAGCGAAUCGGGCGCAAGCAAAUCGGGCGCAAGCGAAUCGGGCGCAAGCCAUUCGGGCGCAAGAGAAUCGGGCGCAAGUGAGUCGGGCGCAAGAGAGUCGGGCGCAAGAGAAUCGGGCGCAAGCGAAUCGGGCGCAAGCGAAUCGGGCGCAAGCGAAUCGGGCGCAAGCGAAUCGGGUGCAAGGGAGUCGGGCGCAAGGGAAUCGGGCGCAAGCGAAUCGGGCGCAAGCGAAUGGGGCGCAAGGGAAUCGGGCGGAAGGGAUUCCGGCGCAAGAGAAUCGGGCGCAAGCGAGUCGGGCGCAAGCGAGUCGGGCGCAAGGGAAUCGGGCGCAAGCGAAUCGGGCGCAAGCGAAUCGGGCGCAAGCGAGUCGGAGGCAAGGGAAUCGGGCGCAAGGGAAUCGGGCGCAAGGAAAUCGGGCGCAAGGGAAUCGGGCGCAAGCGAAUCGGGCGCAAGGGAAUCGAGCGCAAGGGAAUUGGGCGCAAGGGAAUCGGGCGCAAGGGAAUCGGGCGCAAGGGAAUCAGGUGCAAGCGAAUCGGGCGCAAGGGAAUCGGGCGCAAGCGAAUCGGGCGCAAGCGAAUCGGGCGCAAGCGAAUCGGGCGCAAGGGAGUCGGGCGCAAGCGAAUCGGGCGCAAGCAAAUCGGGCGCAAGCGAAUCGGGCGCAAGGGAAUCGGGCGCAAGCGAAUCGGGUGCAAGCGAAUCGGGCGCAAGCGAAUCGGGCGCAAGGGAAUCAGGCGCAAGCGAAUCGGGCGCAAGCGAUUCGGGCGCAAGGGAAUCGAGCGCAAGCGAAUCGGGCGCAAGAGAAUCGGGCGGAAGAGAAUCGGACGCAAGGGAGUCGGGCGCAAGGGAAUCGGGCGCAAGCGAAUCGGGCGCAAGGGAAUCGGGCGCAAGCAAAUCGGGCGCAAGGGAAUCGGGCGCAAGCGAGUCGGAGGCAAGGGAAUCGGGCGCAAGCGAAUCGGGCGCAAGCGAGUCGGAGGCAAGGGAAUCGGGCGCAAGGGAAUCGGGCGCAAGGAAAUCGGGCGCAAGGGAAUCGGACGCAAGCGAAUCGGGCGCAAGGGAAUCGGGCACAAGCGAAUCGGGCGCAAGCGAAUCGGGCGCAAGGGAAUCGGGCGCAAGGGAGUCGGGCGCAAGGGAAUCGGGCGCAAGGGAAUCGGGCGCAAGGGAAUCGGGUGCAAGCGAAUCGGGCGCAAGGGAAUCGGGCGCAAGCGAAUCGGGCGCAAGCGAAUCGGGCGCAAGCGAAUCGGGCGCAAGGGAGUCGGGCGCAAGGGAGUCGGGCGCAAGCGAAUCGGGCGCAAGCAAAUCGGGCGCAAGCGAUUCGGGCGCAAGGGAAUCGGGCGCAAGCGAAUCGGGGAAUCGGGCGCAAGCGAAUCGGGCGCAAGCGUAUCGGGCGCAAGCGAAUCGGGCGCAAGGGAAUCGGGCGCAAGCGAAUCGGGCGCAAGGGAGUCGGGCGCAAGCGAGUCGGGCGCGCAAGCGAAUCGGGCGCAAGGGAAUCGGGCGCAAGCGAAUCGGGCGCAAGCGAAUCGGGCGCAAGGGAGUCGGGCGCAAGGGAGUCGGGCGCAAGGGAAUCGGGCGCAAAGGAGUCGAGCGUAAGGGAAUCGGGCGCAAGCGAAUCGGGCGCAAGCAAAUCGGGCGCAAGCGAAUCGGGCGCAAGCGAAUCGGGCGCAAGCAAAUCGGGCGCAAGCGAAUCGGGCGCAAGCGAUUCGGGCGCAAGAGAAUCGGGCGCAAGCGAGUCGGGCGCAAGAGAGUCGGGCGCAAGAGAAUCGGGCGCAAGGGAGUCGGGCGCAAGGGAAUCGGGCGCAAGCGAAUCGGGCGCAAGGGAAUCGGGCGCAAGCGAAUCGGGCGCAAGGGAAUCGGGCGCACGCGAGUCGGAGGCAAGGGAAUCGGGCGCAAGCGAAUCGGGCGCAAGCGAGUCGGAGGCAAGGGAAUCGGGCGCAAGGGAAUCCGGCGCAAGGAAAUCGGGCGCAAGGGAAUCGGACGCAAGCGAAUCGGGCGCAAGGAAAUCGGGCGCAAGCGAAUCGGGCGCAAGCGAAUCGGGCGCAAGGGAAUCGGGCGCAAGGGAGUCGGGCGCAAGGGAAUCGGGCGCAAGGGAAUCGGGCGCAAGGGAAUCGGGUGCAAGCGAAUCGGGCGCAAGGGAAUCGGGCACAAGCGAAUCGGGCGCAAGCGAAUCGGGCGCAAGCGAAUCGGGCGGAAGAGAAUCGGGCGCAAGGGAGUCGGGCGCAAGGGAAUCGGGCGCAAGCGAAUCGGGCGCAAGGAAAUCGGGCGCAAGCGAAUCGGGCGCAAGCGUAUCGGGCGCAAGGGAAUCGGGCGCAAGCAAAUCGGGCGCAAGGGAAUCGGGCGCAAGCGAAUCGGGCGCAAGGGAGUCAGGCGCAAGCGAGUCGGGCGCGCAAGCGAAUCGGGCGCAAGGGAAUCGGGCGCAAGCGAAUCGGGCGCAAGCGAAUCGGGCGCAAGGGAGUCGGGCGCAAGGGAAUCGGGCGCAAGCGAAUCGGGCGCAAGCAAAUCGGGCGCAAGCGAAUCGGGCGCAAGCGAAUCGGGCGCAAGGGAAUCGAGCGCAAGGGAAUUGGGCGCAAGGGAAUCGGGCGCAAGGGAAUCGGGCGCAAGGGAAUCGGGUGCAAGCGAAUCGGGCGCAAGGGAAUCGGGCGCAAGCGAAUCGGGCGCAAGCGAAUCGGGCGCAAGCGAAUCGGGCACAAGGGAGUCGGGCGCAAGGGAGUGGGGCGCAAGCGAAUCGGGCGCAAGCAAAUCGGGCGCAAGCGAAUCGGGCGCAAGGGAAUCGGGCGCAAGCGAAUCGGGUGCAAUCGAAUUGGGCGCAAGCGAAUCGGGCGCAAGGGAAUCAGGCGCAAGCGAAUCGGGCGCAAGCAAUUCGGGCGCAAGGGAAUCGGGCGCAAGCGAAUCGGGCGCAAGAGAAUCGGGCGGAAGAGAAUCGGGCGCAAGGGAGUCGGGCGCAAGGGAAUCGGGCGCAAGCGAAUCGGGCGCAAGGGAAUCGGGCGCAAGCGAAUCGGGCGCAAGCGUAUCGGGCGCAAGGGAAUCGGGCGCAAGCGAAUCGGGCGCAAGGGAAUCGGGCGCAAGCGAAUCGGGCGCAAGGGAGUCGGGCGCAAGGGCGUCGGGCACAAGGGAAUCGGGCGCAAGGGAGUCGGGCGCAAGGGAAUCGGGCGCAAGCGAAUCGGGCGCAAGCAAAUCGGGCGCAAGCGAAUCGGGCGCAAGCGAAUCGGGCGCAAGCAAAUCGGGCGCAAGCGAAUCGGGCGCAAGCGAUUCGGGCGCAAGAGAAUCGGGCGCAAGCGAGUCGGGCGCAAGAGAGUCGGGCGCAAGAGAAUCGGGCACAAGGGAGUCGGGCGCAAGGGAAUCGGGCGCAAGCGAAUCGGGCGCAAGGGAAUCGGGCGCAAGCGAAUCGGGCGCAAGGGAAUCGGGCGCAAGCGAGUCGGAGGCAAGGGAAUCGGGCGCAAGCGAAUCGGGCGCAAGCGAGUCGGAGGCAAGGGAAUCGGGCGCAAGGGAAUCGGGCGCAAGGAAAUCGGGCGCAAGGGAAUCGGACGCAAGAGAAUCGGGCGCAAGGGAAUCGGGCGCAAGCGAAUCGGGCGCAAGCGAAUCGGGCGCAAGGGAAUCGGGCGCAAGGGAGUCGGGCGCAAGGGAAUCGGGCGCAAGGGAAUCGGGCGCAAGGGAAUCGGGUGCAAGCGAAUCGGGCGCAAGCAAAUCGUGCGCAAGCGAAUCGGGCGCAAGGGAGUCGGGCGCAAGGGAGUCGGGCGCAAGCGAAUCGGGCGCAAGCAAAUCGGGCGCAAGCGAAUCGGGCGCAAGGGAGUCGGGCGCAAGGGAGUCGGGCGCAAGCGAAUCGGGCGCAAGCAAAUCGGGCGCAAGCGUAUCGGGCGCAAGGGAAUCGGGCGCAAGCGAAUCGGGUGCAAGCGAAUCGGGCGCAAGCGAUUCGGGCGCAAGGGAAUCGGGCGCAAGCGAAUCGGGCGCAAGGGAGUCGGGCGCAAGCGAAUCGGGCGCAAGCAAAUCGGGCGCAAGCGAAUCGGGCGCAAGGGAAUCGGGCGCAAGCGAAUCGGGUGCAAGCGAAUCGGGCGCAAGCGAAUCGGGCGCAAGGGAAUCAGGCGCAAGCGAAUCGGGCGCAAGCGAUUCGGGCGCAAGGGAAUCGAGCGCAAGCGAAUCGGGCGCAAGAGAAUCGGGCGGAAGAGAAUCGGACGCAAGGGAGUCGGGCGCAAGGGAAUCGGGCGCAAGCGAAUCGGGCGCAAGGGAAUCGGGCGCAAGCAAAUCGGGCGCAAGGGAAUCGGGCGCAAGCGAGUCGGAGGCAAGGGAAUCGGGCGCAAGCGAAUCGGGCGCAAGCGAGUCGGAGGCAAGGGAAUCGGGCGCAAGGGAAUCGGGCGCAAGGAAAUCGGGCGCAAGGGAAUCGGACGCAAGCGAAUCGGGCGCAAGGGAAUCGGGCACAAGCGAAUCGGGCGCAAGCGAAUCGGGCGCAAGGGAAUCGGGCGCAAGGGAGUCGGGCGCAAGGGAAUCGGGCGCAAGGGAAUCGGGCGCAAGGGAAUCGGGUGCAAGCGAAUCGGGCGCAAGGGAAUCGGGCGCAAGCGAAUCGGGCGCAAGCGAAUCGGGCGCAAGCGAAUCGGGCGCAAGGGAGUCGGGCGCAAGGGAGUCGGGCGCAAGCGAAUCGGGCGCAAGCAAAUCGGGCGCAAGCGAAUCGGGCGCAAGGGAAUCGGGCGCAAGCGAAUCGGGUGCAAGCGAAUCGGGCGCAAGCGAAUUGGGCGCAAGGGAAUCAGGCGCAAGCGAAUCGGGCGCAAGCGAUUCGGGCGCAAGGGAAUCGGGCGCAAGCGAAUCGGGCGCAAGAGAAUCGGGCGGAAGAGAAUCGGGCGCAAGGGAGUCGGGUGCAAGGGAAUCGGGCGCAAGCGAAUCGGGCGCAAGGGAAUCGGGCGCAAGCGAAUCGGGCGCAAGCGUAUCAGGCGCAAGCGAAUCGGGCGCAAGGGAAUCGGGCGCAAGCGAAUCGGGCGCAAGGGAGUCGGGCGCAAGCGAGUCGGGCGCGCAAGCGAAUCGGGCGCAAGGGAAUCGGGCGCAAGCGAAUCGGGCGCAAGCGAAUCGGGCGCAAGGGAGUCGGGCGCAAGGGAGUCGGGUGCAAGGGAAUCGGGCGCAAGGGAGUCGAGCGCGCAAGCGAGUCGGGCGCGCAAGCGAAUCGGGCGCAAGGGAAUCGGGCGCAAGCGAAUCGGGCGCAAGCGAAUCGGGCGCAAGGGAGUCGGGCGCAAGGGAAUCGGGCGCAAGCGAAUCGGGCGCAAGCAAAUCGGGCGCAAGCGAAUCGGGCGCAAGCGAAUCGGGCGCAAGGGAAUCGAGCGCAUUGGAAUUGGGCGCAAGGGAAUCGGGCGCAAGGGAAUCGGGCGCAAGGGAAUCGGGUGCAAGCGAAUCGGGCGCAAGGGAAUCGGGCGCAAGCGAAUCGGGCGCAAGCGAAUCGGGCGCAAGCGAAUCGGGCACAAGGGAGUCGGGCGCAAGGGAGUGGGGCGCAAGCGAAUCGGGCGCAAGCAAAUCGGGCGCAAGCGAAUCGGGCGCAAGGGAAUCGGGCGCAAGCGAAUCGGGUGCAAGCGAAUCGGGCGCAAGCGAAUCGGGCGCAAGGGAAUCAGGCGCAAGCGAAUCGGGCGCAAGCGAUUCGGGCGCAAGGGAAUCGGGCGCAAGCGAAUCGGGCGCAAGAGAAUCGGGCGGAAGAGAAUCGGGCGCAAGGGAGUCGGGCGCAAGGGAAUCUGGCGCAAGCGAAUCGGGCGCAAGGGAAUCGGGCGCAAGCGAAUCGGGCGCAAGCGUAUCGGGCGCAAGGGAAUCGGGCGCAAGCGAAUCGGGCGCAAGGGAAUCGGGCGCAAGCGAAUCGGGCGCAAGGGAGUCGGGCGCAAGGGCGUCGGGCACAAGGGAAUCGGGCGCAAGGGAGUCGGGCGCAAGGGAAUCGGGCGCAAGCGAAUCGGGCGCAAGCAAAUCGGGCGCAAGCGAAUCGGGCGCAAGCGAAUCGGGCGCAAGCAAAUCGGGCGCAAGCGAAUCGGGCGCAAGCGAUUCGGGCGCAAGAGAAUCGGGCGCAAGCGAGUCGGGCGCAAGAGAGUCAGGCGCAAGAGAAUCGGGCACAAGGGAGUCGGGCGCAAGGGAAUCGGGCGCAAGCGAAUCGGGCGCAAGGGAAUCGGGCGCAAGCGAAUCGGGCGCAAGGGAAUCGUGCGCAAGCGAGUCGGAGGCAAGGGAAUCGGGCGCAAGCGAAUCGGGCGCAAGCGAGUCGGAGGCAAGGGAAUCGGGCGCAAGGGAAUCGGGCGCAAGGAAAUCGAGCGCAAGGGAAUCGGACGCAAGCGAAUCGGGCGCAAGGGAAUCGGGCGCAAGCGAAUCGGGCGCAAGCGAAUCGGGCGCAAGGGAAUCGGGCGCAAGGGAGUCGGGCGCAAGGGAAUCGGGCGCAAGGGAAUCGGGCGCAAGGGAAUCGGGUGCAAGCGAAUCGGGCGCAAGCAAAUCGUGCGCAAGCGAAUCGGGCGCAAGGGAGUCGGGCGCAAGGGAGUCGGGCGCAAGCGAAUCGGGCGCAAGCAAAUCGGGCGCAAGCGAAUCGGGCGCAAGGGAGUCGGGCGCAAGGGAGUCGGGCGCAAGCGAAUCGGGCGCAAGCAAAUCGGGCGCAAGCGUAUCGGGCGCAAGGGAAUCGGGCGCAAGCGAAUCGGGUGCAAGCGAAUCGGGCGCAAGCGAUUCGGGCGCAAGGGAAUCGGGCGCAAGCGAAUCGGGCGCAAGAGAAUCGGGCGCAAGAGAAUCGGGCGCAAGGGAGUCGGGCGCAAGGGAAUCGGGCGCAAGCGAAUCGGGCGCAAGGGAAUCGGGUGCAAGCGAAUCGGGCGCAAGCGUAUUUGGGCGCAAGGGAAUCGGGCGCAAGCGAAUCGGGCGCAAGGGAAUAGGGCGCAAGCGAAUCGGGCGCAAGGGAGUCGGGCGCAAGGGAAUCGGGUGCAAGCGAAUCGGGCGCAAGCGUAUUUGGGCGCAAGGGAAUCGGGCGCAAGCGAAUCGGGCGCAAGGGAAUCGGGCGCAAGCGAAUCGGGCGCAAGGGAGUCGGGCGCAAGCGAGUCGGGCGCGCAAGCGAAUCGGGCGCAAGGGAAUCGGGCGCAAGCGAAUCGGGCGCAAGCGAAUCGGGCGCAAGGGAGUCGGGCGCAAGGGAGUCGGGCGCAAGGGAAUCGGGCGCAAGCGAAUCGGGCGCAAGCGAAUCGGGCGCAAGCGAAUCGGGCGCAAGCAAAUCGGGCGCAAGCGAAUCGGGCGCAAGCGAAUCGGGCGCAAGCAAACCGGGCGCAAGCGAAUCGGGCGCAAGCGAUUCGGGCGCAAGAGAAUUGGGCGCAAGCGAGUCGGGCGCAAGAGAGUCGGGCGCAAGAGAAUCGGGCGCAAGGGAGUCGGGCGCAAGGGAAUCGGGCGCAAGCGAAUCGGGCGCAAGGGAAUCGGGCGCAAGCGAAUCGGGCGCAAGGAAAUCGGGCGCAAGCGAAUCGGGCGCAAGCGUAUCGGGCGCAAGGGAAUCGGGCGCAAGCAAAUCGGGCGCAAGGGAAUCGGGCGCAAGCGAAUCGGGCGCAAGGGAGUCAGGCGCAAGCGAGUCGGGCGCGCAAGCGAAUCGGGCGCAAGGGAAUCGGGCGCAAGCGAAUCGGGCGCAAGCGAAUCGGGCGCAAGGGAGUCGGGCGCAAGGGAAUCGGGCGCAAGCGAAUCGGGCGCAAGCAAAUCGGGCGCAAGCGAAUCGGGCGCAAGCGAAUCGGGCGCAAGGGAAUCGAGCGCAAGGGAAUUGGGCGCAAGGGAAUCGGGCGCAAGGGAAUCGGGCGCAUGGGAAUCGGGUGCAAGCGAAUCGGGCGCAAGGGAAUCGGGCGCAAGCGAAUCGGGCGCAAGCGAAUCGGGCGCAAGCGAAUCGGGCACAAGGGAGUCGGGCGCAAGGGAGUGGGGCGCAAGCGAAUCGGGCGCAAGCAAAUCGGGCGCAAGCGAAUCGGGCGCAAGGGAAUCGGGCGCAAGCGAAUCGGGUGCAAGCGAAUCGGGCGCAAGCGAAUCGGGCGCAAGGGAAUCAGGCGCAAGCGAAUCGGGCGCAAGCGAUUCGGGCGCAAGGGAAUCGGGCGCAAGCGAAUCGGGCGCAAGAGAAUCGGGCGGAAGAGAAUCGGGCGCAAGGGAGUCGGGCGCAAGGGAAUCGGGCGCAAGCGAAUCGGGCGCAAGGGAAUCGGGCGCAAGCGAAUCGGGCGCAAGCGUAUCGGGCGCAAGGGAAUCGGGCGCAAGCGAAUCGGGCGCAAGGGAAUCGGGCGCAAGCGAAUCGGGCGCAAGGGAGUCGGGCGCAAGGGCGUCGGGCACAAGGGAAUCGGGCGCAAGGGAGUCGGGCGCAAGGGAAUCGGGCGCAAGCGAAUCGGGCGCAAGCAAAUCGGGCGCAAGCGAAUCGGGCGCAAGCGAAUCGGGCGCAAGCAAAUCGGGCGCAAGCGAAUCGGGCGCAAGCGAUUCGGGCGCAAGAGAAUCGGGCGCAAGCGAGUCGGGCGCAAGAGAGUCAGGCGCAAGAGAAUCGGGCACAAGGGAGUCGGGCGCAAGGGAAUCGGGCGCAAGCGAAUCGGGCGCAAGGGAAUCGGGCGCAAGCGAAUCGGGCGCAAGGGAAUCGGGCGCAAGCGAGUCGGAGGCAAGGGAAUCGGGCGCAAGCGAAUCGGGCGCAAGCGAGUCGGAGGCAAGGGAAUCGGGCGCAAGGGAAUCGGGCGCAAGGAAAUCGGGCGCAAGGGAAUCGGACGCAAGCGAAUCGGGCGCAAGGGAAUCGGGCGCAAGCGAAUCGGGCGCAAGCGAAUCGGGCGCAAGGGAAUCGGGCGCAAGGGAGUCGGGCGCAAGGGAAUCGGGCGCAAGGGAAUCGGGCGCAAGGGAAUCGGGUGCAAGCGAAUCGGGCGCAAGCAAAUCGUGCGCAAGCGAAUCGGGCGCAAGGGAGUCGGGCGCAAGGGAGUCGGGCGCAAGCGAAUCGGGCGCAAGCAAAUCGGGCGCAAGCGAAUCGGGCGCAAGGGAGUCGGGCGCAAGGGAGUCGGGCGCAAGCGAAUCGGGCGCAAGCAAAUCGGGCGCAAGCGUAUCGGGCGCAAGGGAAUCGGGCGCAAGCGAAUCGGGUGCAAGCGAAUCGGGCGCAAGCGAUUCGGGCGCAAGGGAAUCGGGCGCAAGCGAAUCGGGCGCAAGAGAAUCGGGCGCAAGAGAAUCGGGCGCAAGGGAGUCGGGCGCAAGGGAAUCGGGCGCAAGCGAAUCGGGCGCAAGGGAAUCGGGUGCAAGCGAAUCGGGCGCAAGCGUAUUUGGGCGCAAGGGAAUCGGGCGCAAGCGAAUCGGGCGCAAGGGAAUCGGGCGCAAGCGAAUCGGGCGCAAGGGAGUCGGGCGCAAGGGAAUCGGGUGCAAGCGAAUCGGGCGCAAGCGUAUUUGGGCGCAAGGGAAUCGGGCGCAAGCGAAUCGGGCGCAAGGGAAUCGGGCGCAAGCGAAUCGGGCGCAAGGGAGUCGGGCGCAAGCGAGUCGGGCGCGCAAGCGAAUCGGGCGCAAGGGAAUCGGGCGCAAGCGAAUCGGGCGCAAGCGAAUCGGGCGCAAGGGAGUCGGGCGCAAGGGAGUCGGGCGCAAGGGAAUCGGGCGCAAGCGAAUCGGGCGCAAGCGAAUCGGGCGCAAGCGAAUCGGGCGCAAGCAAAUCGGGCGCAAGCGAAUCGGGCGCAAGCGAAUCGGGCGCAAGCAAACCGGGCGCAAGCGAAUCAGGCGCAAGCGAUUCGGGCGCAAGAGAAUUGGGCGCAAGCGAGUCGGGCGCAAGAGAGUCGGGCGCAAGAGAAUCGGGCGCAAGGGAGUCGGGCGCAAGGGAAUCGGGCGCAAGCGAAUCGGGCGCAAGGGAAUCGGGCGCAAGCGAAUCGGGCGCAAGCGAAUCGGGCGCAAGCGAAUCGGGCGCAAGCCAAAACGGGCGCAAGCGAAUCGGGCGCAAGCGAAUCAGGCGCAAGCCAAUCGGGCGCAAGCGAAUCGGGCGCAAGGGAAUCGGGCGCAAGGGAAUCGGGCGCAAGCGAAUCGGGCGCAAGAGAAUCGGGCGCAAGGGAGUUGGGCUCAAGGGAGUCGGGCGCAAGGGGAAUCGGGCGCAAGCGAAUCGGGCGCAAGGGAAUCCGGCGCAAGCGAAUCGGGCGCAAGCGAAUCGGGCGCAAGGGAGUUGGGCGCAAGCGAAUCAUGCGCAAGCGAAUCGGGCGCAAGGGAAUCGGGCGGAAGGGAUUCGGGCGCAAGGGAAUCGGGCGCAAGGAAGUCGGGCGCAAGCGAGUCGGGCGCAAGCGAAUCGGGCGCAAGCGAAUCGGGCGCAAGCGAAUCGGGCGCAAGCGAGUCGGAGGCAAGGGAAUCGGGCGCAAGGGAAUCGGGCGCAAGCGAAUCGGGCGCAAGCGAAUCGGGCGCAAGCGAAUCAGGCGCAAGCGAAUCGGGCGCAAGGGAGUCGGGCGCAAGGGAGUCGGGCGCAAGCGAAUCGGGCGCAAGGGAAUUGUGCGCAAGCGAAUCGGGCGCAAGGGAGUCGGGCGCAGGGGAGUCGGGCGCAAGGGAAUCGGGCGCAAGCGAAUCGGGCGCAAGGGAAUCGGGCGCAAGCGAAUCGGGCGCAAGGGAGGCAGGCGCAAGGGAAUCGGGCGCAAGCGAAUUGGGCGCAAGGGAGUCGGGCGCAAGCGAGUCGGGUGCGCAAGCGAAUCGGGCGCAAGCGAAUCGGGCGCAAGGGAAUUGGGCGCAAGCGAAUCGGGCGCAAGGGAGUCGGGCGCAAGCGAGUUGGGCGCGCAAGCGAGUCGGGCGCAAGGGAAUCGGGCGCAAGCGAAUCGGGCGCAAGGGAAUCGCGCGCAAGCGAAUCGGGCGCAAGCGAAUCCAGCGCAAGCGAAUCCAGCGCAAGUGA